This is a messenger RNA of Leptinotarsa decemlineata (Colorado potato beetle), 1101 nucleotides long. Its product is annotated as venom acid phosphatase Acph-1. Gene Ontology annotation, biological process: dephosphorylation. Gene Ontology annotation, molecular function: phosphatase activity. The record is from RefSeq and is a predicted model, not a curated record. Lineage: Eukaryota; Metazoa; Arthropoda; Insecta; Coleoptera; Chrysomelidae.
GAAGGAAAACGUAAAGAGUAUGGUAUAGGAAAAGCUUUGAGAAAGAAAUAUUCACAUUUUCUGGGAGAUUUUACAUUAGACAUUGUGGAUUCCAGAUGUACUGAUUAUAACAGAACAAAAAUGUCUUUGCAGCUUGUACUCGCCUCCUUAUUUCCCCCAACGGGAAAACACGUUUGGGAAAAAAAACUGAAAUGGCAGCCUGUUCCUUUUAACUACUGGCCUGUUGAUGAAGAUCACGUUUUAGGAGAUCCCCAUGCAAACUGUCCUCGUUUCCAAGAUUCCUAUCUUAAAUUCCUGAAUUCAUCAGAAGGUCAAAAGUUAUACGAGAAUUUUACCGAGAUCAUCAAGCAUUUGGAGCUUAAAACAGGACAGCGCCUCUACAGUAAAUCGUUUGCAGAACUUUAUUUCACACUGACAACGGAGAGUGAAUAUGGCCUCGAUAUCCCCGAAUGGUCUAAGGCCGCCUACCCAUUCAUAAAGCAUUUAGCGAUUUUAGACUACAAUACAAGUUCGGCGACAGACCUACAGAAGCGACUUUCCACAGGAUUUUUCAUCAAAAAAAUUAUUGACGACUCCGUAGCGAAAUCUAAAGGGAAGGAACAUGAACAUACAAAGAUUUUUCUUUAUAGCGCUCAUGAGUCAAACAUAGCAGCCGUACUCAGAUUCUUAGGAAUAUUCUACAAUCACAUACCGCCUUACGGAAGUUACAUAACUUUCGAAAUUCACAAUGUCAAAGGUGUGAGAGGAAUUAAGGUUUAUUAUCAAGACUACAGCUCCGAGAAGCCGAAAAAAUAUAAGAUACCGAACUGUGAAACAUUUUGCACAUUGGAAAGAUUCGAAUUGCUGUAUAAACAUUUACUACCAGAAUCAGAUCAGGAAUGUUUUGUGGCUACAUCAGAAGGGAGGAUUGUUGAAGAAAUCUGAGUCAUAUUGAACAUUCACAUAAUGUGCUGGUUCAUAAAUUGUCACCUACACAAAUUCUUUUUUUGUUCAUCCUUCCGUCCACUUUUCUGAUUCUUAUUGUUUUGAAUAAAUAGUUAUGUAUAUAUAACACCUCGAUUAGAACAAAGACUAGCAAUAAUAAAGAAAGGAUAAUUGAAA